Messenger RNA from Nasonia vitripennis (jewel wasp), 2859 nucleotides. RefSeq names its product tRNA splicing endonuclease 54 homolog (S. cerevisiae) (gene Tsen54). The record is from RefSeq and is marked provisional. Lineage: Eukaryota; Metazoa; Arthropoda; Insecta; Hymenoptera; Pteromalidae. Gene Ontology annotation, cellular component: tRNA-intron endonuclease complex. Gene Ontology annotation, biological process: tRNA-type intron splice site recognition and cleavage.
AUUGCAGUGUUGUCAAACCGCAGGCACACCUGCGAAUAUUGCGAGCUAAGAAAAAGCUUUUGAAAGCUCUUGGAGUUUUUGGAUAAUAAUACUCGAAACGUAAAUAGAUUUUCCGGAUCUUUAGAUCCGCAGACGUGGGAGUGCAGAGCUUUCAAAAGCUUUUAAAGGCGCCGAGUCGAGCCUGAUGCAUGGCAAUACACCGCGUCGACGUGAGAUGUAGUAUACAUAUUGUGGUUGUACACACGUCCAUUGCGACGAGUAGAGCGAUGCUUUCGGAGACGGCUUAAUUCGUGUUUUUUUCUCGCUGAUAUUCGGCUGGCUUUUCUCGAGCUAGUGCUCGAGCUAAGAGAAGGAUGAACGAGGAGGCUGAGCACAAAGACAACGGCUUCUUGAGUGCUUCUCAACUUUUAAAAAUCAAAGGGAUCGGAUACAAUGUGUGGAACGACUGGCAGCAAUCAGAACUGGCUCUACCAAAAAUUGGCAAAAAGCACUUUGAGCCUAGUGGAUCAUGGCUGCAGGACAUGCAGCUAGAAAAUGGACUAAAAAAUCGAAAGCGUUUGAUAGAGCUCGAGAGAGUUGAUAGAAUCUCGCAAUUAGCAAUAGCUGAAUGGCUGCCUGGUAUCCAAAAAGCCAGGGUGACAAAGAGGUCAGGACAGAAAUGGGAAAGUUUUGGCCAUGAAGAUAGAUGUAAUAUGUAUCUUCUACCUGAAGAAGCUCUCUUAUUAUUAGAAAUGAAUUGUCUGGAACUUCUUUGGAAUGGUAUGCCCCUUUCCAUUCAACAAGCUUAUGAGGUACUUAUCAAAUCUGAAAAUUCGAGGUGCAACCUAGAUGAAUAUAGAGUAUAUUCACACUUAGUGAAAUUCGGAUAUAAAUUGCAACGGUUUUGUGAAAAAUCAACAUCAGAUUGCAAGACUUCGAGUACCACAAAAAGAAUCAUCAUGAAUCCCGAUGGAUUAUGGACACCCAAUACAUCUCUAACAGUAGAUAAGCAAAAUUCAGACAGUAAUGGUUCUAAUGUCACACCUGAAAAUAGCAAUGAACAAGAGGAUGACAUCAUAGCUGUAGAAAACACAAGGGGAUCAGAAAAUAAUAAAUCUUCAAAGGCACAAAGGAUAGGCAUUGUUUCUGAAGAAACAGUGUUGGGCAGUAUAAAAAUAAUCAAAAAUAACACACCCUCAAAAGCAGAUACAGGAGUAUCUGGAAAUCAAGUAUCGAAAUGGCCAGGGUCAAGGAUUCAGCGAAACGUAAAGCUGAUGCCAAAACGAAACGACAAAACUACUAAUAAUGCGAAUUCCGAACUAUUAAUGGAUCAGUGUUCAUUGAGCACAGUACCUGAAAAACGGAAAAAUUGCGAUACUAUCGAGACUUCGUCUGCGAAAAAACCCAGGCCAGAAGUGAUCGAGUUAUCCGACGAUGAGAUCGAGGAAAUUCCUCGACCAAUGUCGCGGAUGGAGAUAUUGAAUACCAUACCAAAUCUGGCAAACGUUGGCAACGAGCCUUUGGUCACCGAGAUUCACCGGGCCUACAUUCCCCAUGGGGUGAAACCCAUAAAGGAUUUCUAUCGCUACGACCGGCACCGAGUACUCAAUCUCUCCAAGCAGGACAACUUGUUGAAGACAACGAUUCAAAAACAGCAACAGCGACAACUCGUCCCCGUGAACAACGGUCAGGCGACUAGUAGUCACUUCUACUCACAGCCUAGCCAGUGUCAUCAAGCAAUCACGACUUAUAGUCCAAACAACGGUUACUCGUACCGAGGCAUGAGGUGCCAGCGCGACGGCAGCUCCUACAUCCAACAAAACAUAUCUCAUAGCACCAUUCACAGCCCCUAUGCUGGCACUAUGUUCCAGAGCGUAAAUUUUGUAAUGGAGGUGAUGGGUAAUAUGGUGGGUAAUAUGGUGCGUUCCUUUCGUCAGCAUCAAUUUCAGCAGACGACCUACUGCCAGAACAUGCAAAUCUUCUCGCCUCGUUUUACGUACCCGCAGCAGAGGUAUCAACAUUAUUCUAUGAAUUAUUUUCCACAACCGCCAAGAGAACAGCAGUAUUUCCGUAGAGGAGGUGGAGGAGGGUUUCCAGCUAUAACAUCCUCUUCUAGAGGAAGAGGUAAUCCAGUCAGCGAUCCUCAACGAUCCAGUACAGUGACUAUUGAAGAUUUGACGCCCAGUCAGCCUUCUUUCUCGAAACGUCCAGACGUCUCCUCAUGGUCGGAGCUAAAACGCAAGUGGCGCGAGGAAAGCACGAUUACGAUCGAGGACGAAGAGCCACUCGGGAACGAUUCGACUGCAGCUGGAAUGGCUGACAGUAGCGAAGUCCAGGUUGUCGAGGAAUCCGUAAGUCCAUUGCUGUCCUCGAAAGGCGGCAUAUCUAAUAUGUCCGAGGUCUAUGAGAGACUGCGAAUCAUUAAAUCCGCGACCGACCGGACCGUUCGGUCACGUCGGGUCGACUACUCCCUGUCGUAUGAGGUCUUCGCGGUGAGUCAACAUUACAGAAAGAGCAAUCCCGGUACCCCAAUGUGCCGACUUUUUGUUACUAAUUCCAAAACGGACUCCACUUUGGACGCGAGUAAAUUGCAAAGACUACAGCAGGAAUCCAAGGAUGUUCCAGUCGUGGUGGCUUUAGUGUCGGAGUCCAGCAUCUCAUACGUUCAAAAUAGUGUAGUGCUUUUACCGAAUUUAUCGUAGCGUUGUACAUAUUUGUUAAUUAAACUCUUUUCUACAUUCUCUCUGUGUCGAUGAACGCACCUAUAUUUAUACUGAUCUACGCACCAGGACAGAUUUGAAAAAAUAAAAAAAAUUUUUUAAGAAUGAUUACAUUGAUUUAGUUUUAAUAUAAUGAAAAAUAAACGAAAUAUGUGUGUAU